Messenger RNA from Cricetulus griseus (Chinese hamster), 2927 nucleotides. The record is from RefSeq and is a predicted model, not a curated record. Lineage: Eukaryota; Metazoa; Chordata; Mammalia; Rodentia; Cricetidae.
CCAAAUGGUCGGACUAUUGAAGUACCUGAGGAUGAAAUUGUUAGAACUCCCCGAAGCAUAACAGCAAAGCAGCCACCAGAAACAGACAAGAAAAAUGAAAAGUCAAAGAAAAAUAAGAAGAAAUCAAAGUCAGAUGCUAAAGCAGUGCAAAACAGUUCACGCCAUGAUGGAAAGGAAGUUGAUGAAGGAGCCUGGGAAACUAAAAUUAGUCACAGAGAGAAACGACAACAACGUAAACGUGAUAAAGUGCUGACUGAUUCUGGGUCAUUGGAUUCAACUAUCCCUGGGAUAGAAAAUACCAUCACAGUUACCACCGAGCAACUUACAACUGCAUCAUUUCCUGUUGGUUCCAAGAAGAAUAAAGGUGAUUCUCAUCUAAAUGUUCAAGUUAGCAACUUUAAGUCUGGAAAAGGAGACUCUGCACUUCAGGUUUCUUCAGGAUUGAAUGAAAAUCUUGCUAUCAAUGGAGGAGGCUGGAAUGAAAAGUCUGUAAAGCUCUCCUCGCAGAUGAGUACAGGUGAGGAGAAGUGGAACUCUGCUCCACCUGCUUCUGCAGGCAAGAGGAAGGCAGAGCCACCUGCUUGGACUCCAGACGGUCUACUGCUGAGCCCGUUUCUCAGUCUACCACUUCUGAUUAUCAGUGGGAUGUUAGCCGUAAUCAGCCCUAUAUCGAUGAUGAAUGGUCUGGGUUAAAUGGUUUGUCUUCUGCUGACCCCAGCUCAGACUGGAACGCACCAGCAGAGGAGUGGGGGAACUGGGUAGAUGAAGAAAGAGCUUCACUUCUGAAGUCCCAGGAACCCAUCCCUAAUGACCAAAGGGUUUCAGAUGAUGAUAAAGAAAAGGGAGAGGGAGCUCUUGCAACUGGAAAAUCCAAGAAGAAGAAGAAGAAAAAGAAGAAGCAAGGUGAAGACAACUCUCUCACACAGGACACAGAAGAGCUAGAAAAGGACAUUAGAGAAGAACUUCCCAUGAAUACCUCCAAAGCCCGUCCAAAACAGGAGAGAGGCUUUUCCCUGAAGACCAUGAGCACUAGUGACCCAGAUAAAGCACUGGGCAAAAAUAGCCAGCCUAUCAAGACUCUUCCACCUGCUAUCUCUACCGAGCCAUCUGUCACCUUAUCACAUGGUGACUCUGACAAGAGCUCUUCCCAAGUGCCACCGAUGUUACAAGACACAGACAAAACCAAGUCGAACGCUAAGCAAAACAGUGUGCCUCCCUCGCAGACCAAGUCUGAACCUAACUGGGAAUCUCCAAAACAAAUAAAAAAGAAGAAAAAAGCCAGACGGGAAACGUGAAUUUUUUUUUCCUGAAUUGGACAUGUGUUUACAAACACUGUCUUGAAGAUUAUGCUGUUUAUGCAAUAAUUUGUGAACAUGUACAGAGUUUUAUAUAAAUUUAAACCAAUUUUUAAAACAAAACUGAACACAACCACCAUAAAAUGGAAUCAAAGGAAAGUUAAUUUAUGAGAUGAAGAGGUCAACAGAAUACAUCCUACAGUGCUGGAGACACUUGGGAGAGUCUUUUCAAUUGAUGAAGAGUGAUCUUAACUGAAGAAUAUUAUCCUGGUUUUACAGCAGUUCCCUGUUUACAACAGAACAGAUUGUGCCCUGUCUCAUGUGCAGCUGAAGGACAGUGGAUUCUGAUUAGAAAGAAGGCCGCCUAGAAACCAGUGGGCAGCUCUUUGGAUCUUAUGCACGAACUUAGACCGUUUGAAUCUGUUUUUCGCUUAAAUCAAAGUGCUUUGAUCAAAUGUGUAAUCUGCCAUAUCUUUACAUAUUUGUUGUAGCAAUUUGUAUUAAAAGAAUCACAAGUGCAAAUAAAAAGUCAUUUAUCAUUUGUUUAACUAAACUGUCUUGGUUUAGUUUACAGUUCUUAAAAAGUUCUUAAUUAAAAUAUUGAAAAAUGCAAUUGACAAACGUAUGGCUUACAAAGUUAUUUUUGAUAGUCUUACAUUACUUGAAUUAUUCAAAAUAACAGUAUAUUUUAAAUUAAGAAAGGUAAACUAUAUUAUUUGUUUGGUAUGUUUAAGGCUGAGUAACAAAUAAUGCUCUUGUUGAUGAUUUGAAAACUUUCAGGCAAAAUUCAACUUAAUAUUUUUCCUUUCCCUAGCAAUUUUUCCAGUGUCAACUCUUAGUUGCUAGUAAUUUUUUCAUUUUAAAAUGAAGUAACUCACCACUUUUGAGCAUAUGAUGGAGAAUGGAAAAGUAGUCAGACAGCUUUAACUGAUGUUGUCGAGACCUCCAGUUAUCAGGAAUACAUUUUUUUACUGCCUUAACCUGUAGUGCGUAGAAUAUGCAUCAAUUUCUUGAAGGGGAUUCAUGUUUUUUAUAAGAAUUUUCAUGUAACUAUUGCAAUUGUGGUCAAAAAGGAACAUUUUCUGCUUGAAACUGUGUUGAUUUAAAUGACGUGUGAUCUGUCACCGUUUUCAGGCACUGUGUGAUCUCGAGGAAACUGGCAGGCCGCUCUGUAACUGUUAAUAGUGCAUGCUUGGCCAUGUACACUGUAAAUAGCCUUUACCAAACAUGUUUGACAAAGGACCAUAAUUAACAUCACUUAGUGAAUUGUGAUAAAGAAAAAAGCCAUGAUAUUGAUGUGAGUGGCUUGUUUUCGUGUGGCGCCGGGAAUGAACCUGUUUAAACGCUAUAACCAAUGGUACUGAUCCAUCCAUCAAAUACUGUCUUUAUAUUUAACUGUAGUUUAAUAGUAUUUUCAGCUAGGAAAGCUACCAGAUGUGAAAUGGUUUAGUCCUGCUGAAGACUGUCCUUGUUAACAGACAGACAGCUUUCCUCACGAGCGAUUAACAACUUCUUUAUCAGGUGUCAACAUCUGUGUCAGGAACAUGGCGGCGUGUUUACAUGUCUUCAGAGUUUUGUUUGAAUGGGGUUUCUAAACUAAUUGACUUGUUUAAAUAAAUUCAGAAAUGGAUA